UCUCAUUUCUCUAUCAAUCACAGAGUUUGCUAACUAGCGUAAACGCAUCCGUAAAAACCUGCUUUUCACUUCUAGAGUGACUGAACGUGUUUCUUUGAAUCGACAGAGUGGAUUAACCACCGGAUAUGGCCAGAGGUUCAGACAUCAAUAAGGAGCUCUCAGAGGUACUGAAUGAGCUGUGGAGGUUAGAUGUGAACCGCAUGAAACCUGGAGUUGACUAUAAAAUCAACCUACAGGGGAAAGCUGGCUUUGUUGCUCAGGGCAGUAAUAAUGCCAGGGACAGUGCUAGAGCUCCUCUGUUCUCUUAUGUCAACGAAGACAAGCUCAAAAGCAUUGAUACCUAUGCCUACUUCCUAAAUCUGCUGGACAAUUAUGAGAUGGUUACAGGAGUGGCUGAGCAGGUGACAAAAGAGGAAAUUCAGGAGAACCAUCUUUUCCUGAAUGCCAUUCUGAAGACUGAGGUCAUGAAGUGUGCACACAAGUAUUUAGUACGCAAAGGUCGAGCCCAGUCGGACCCAGCUCUGUUUAAGAGGCAGCUCUAUGACAUCUGGUUCAAACUCUAUCACAGAGACAGAAGUGGAGGUGAAGAUUCCUGUGGAUUUGAGCAUGUGUUUGUUGGCGAAACCAAGCAUGGUACAGAGAUCAUGGGCCUCCAUAACUGGGUCCAGUUUUACCACCAGGAGAAAAACAAACAUGUGGACUACAAGGGAUACAAGGCCAGAGAUAAUAAGGAUACGCCAGAUGAGGAUGAUCACGUGUUAAACCUGCAGUUCAGCUGUAAUGGCCUGGUGAAGCCAGUGGGCAGCUGUUUCAUUGGCGUCAGCCCAGAGUUCGAGGUGGCCCUCUUUACUAUAGUCUUCUUUUUUUCAGCUGAACGUAUGACCAGCGUUAAGGUGAAGGUGGAUGAGUACAUGCUAGAGAUUGUGGUGUACAGAUUUGGGCACUCCAUCGGAACAUCAUACCCCAAAAUGAUCAGCAGCAACAACCGGGACCUCUAGAUCUCACAGCAAGGUCACGUCUUAUACGGUUAGAAGAAAAUGGGUUAUGUUUGACAAAUUGGGUUCAAUUAUCCAAACUACCACUAUUGCUAAUGGUUGCUUAUGAAGUUGAAAAUCCUAAACCCUUGAAAUCUUAGUUUUAAAAUAUAUUUUUCAUUUCAGUUAUGUCAUAUCACAAAUGAUUCAUUCCAAACUUGUGAUAAUAUGCUGAGCAUUGCAUUUUCUAUUCUAUAAUCUAGUCUGUACCUCUAUCAAAUGAUUUACAUGAUUAGAUGGUUAUAUGCAAAAAAACAAACUUGACAUCUGACACUGCAGAGAUGGCAUAUCUGUUUGCACUUAGGUCCUUUCUAAGCUAGUUUAAAUAUUGCUCAUAAAUGGUAUUAAAUGUGUAAAAUGCAUUAAAUGCACUAAGGUUACAAUUCAUUUCAAAUAAUACAAACAUUUCUUGUAGAUUAAUAUUUUUAUAUAAUAUGCUGGCACAAUUUAAUUUACUAAUUGAUAAGCAUGGUCAUACACCAAAAUUUAAAUGCUGCAACGCUUCAGAAAUCAUGUACUCCACUCUUAUAAUACAUAGUUAAAUGUAGUUAAUAAUAACCAGAAAUCAAAAUCACUCUUCUGCUUAUUUCGGCUUUCUUAAGACUUAUAGAAGACAGCUAAGUUACACUUCUGUUACUUGGGGUUUUAUAUUACAAAAUAUAACUUAGCUUUUGUAUGAUGACAACCUCAUAGUAAGAACAUAGUUAUUAUGAGGAAUGUACCAAAAAAAAGCCUCAAUGGGGUUGUAAUACUUGUGUUUUUGUAUUGUGGCAAAUACCUAAUGUGCCUUUAUGAUUGUUAGAAUAAAGACACAUAAUAAUGUCUUAAUAAUGUCUUCAUGUAUUUUUUUUUUUAUUGAUAUGUUGAAUUCCAGAACAUAAUACACAUUCUAAAAUUAUUUUCUUAUUAUUUUUUUACCAGAACAUUUAUGGAUUAUAAAUGAGCAAAGAUACAUAUUUUUCAAAAUCACAUCAUUGCUUUAAUUAUCAUAUUUUAUUUAAAAUAUAUUUAAUGUCUUGUGAGAUAUUUGUAGUACAUGGGGUGAAAGAACAAUUGUCCCCAAAAAAUUACAUUAAUACAUUAAAAUAUAUAGCAAAACUA
Myxocyprinus asiaticus (Chinese sucker) is the source of this 2135-nucleotide messenger RNA. Its product is annotated as uridylate-specific endoribonuclease C-like. The transcript has 7 exons. Lineage: Eukaryota; Metazoa; Chordata; Actinopteri; Cypriniformes; Catostomidae. The coding region runs from base 126 to 998 and encodes 290 amino acids. The record is from RefSeq and is a predicted model, not a curated record. Gene Ontology annotation, molecular function: RNA endonuclease activity.